AUGGCGUAUGGCCUACUCUAUGGAAUGGCAUCGCGGGACAUUGUUCUGUGCUUCUUCCUCACCGUCUUUCUCUACUCCAGUUUCGGUCAAGCGAUGCCGAAGUCCGAGUUCCAGCCGGAAUUUCUAGCACUCCUGGAGAACCAUACGGUCACUCAAGGUCGUGACGUCUACUUCACCUGCGUCGUUAAUCAUCUUCACUCUUACAAGGUCGCCUGGAUGAAGUCCGACUCCAAAGCUAUCCUGGCUAUUCAUACGCACAUGGUUGCUCAAAAUCCACGGUUGUCUGUCACACACAACGGACACGACACGUGGAGACUGCACGUGACCAACGUCCAGCCGAACGACUCUGGCGCGUACAUGUGUCUCUACUAGCUCUAUCCACCUGACACAUCUCCGCUAUUUUCGCAGACGGGUCACAUGAAGGUAGUGAUACCGCCCGAUAUCAUGAAUUCGAACGACUCAGCCGACCUCCUAGCAGUUAAAGAGAACAGUAAUCUGCGAUUACGGUGUGUCGCCACGGGGACGCCGAAGCCAGUGGUCACCUGGCGGCGAGAGGACCGAAAAAAUAUUACACUCUGGACGGAGAACGGUGUGCAACGAGUAGAGUCGUACGAAGGGGAACAGCUACAUUUGAAGUCGAUUAAACGUCAAGAGAUGGGCUCUUACCUUUGCAUCGCUUCGAACGGUGUGCCGCCCACGGUCAGCAAAAGAUAUUACGUGAACGUUCAAUGUAAUUUUCUCUCUGGUGCAGUUAAACCGCUGAUUACAGUCUCGGACCAAUUAGUAGCGGCACCUGCUAACAGCGACGUCGUUCUUCGUUGCUACGUCGAGUCCUGGCCAAAAGCACUGAAUACGUGGUACAGGCACGGUGGUAUAAAAUUAUUAUCGGACCAGAAAUACGUUCUAACGGAGCUGCCAGUGAACGAUUACGCGUAUCAUUUGAACCUGACCAUCAGGCGAUUGAACAGGAACGACUUCGGCAAUUACACCUGCUCCGUGGAAAAUCUACUUGGCAAAGCGGAGGGAACGAUAAGACUCCAAGAGUUGCAUUUAACGAGGACAACCUCGACGCCUAGCCGGCACAACACGGAAUUCAUCGACAAACACGGGACGAAGAAGCAAAUGGACAGAAAAGGGAAGCAUCACGUGUUCGAAUGGGACGGUGGUUCAUCGGUGAAGAAUGGCGGAAAUACAGGGCAUGCGACGUCUGUUCUCAGGAGGAACAGUUCGAACGCUUUGACGGACGUCAGCGUGAAAAAAUCGAAAGUUUCAUCAUAUCCGGCGCCGGCACCUGCGCCAGCGCAUUUUGCACCGACUCAACUGAACGUACAGAAUAGCGUCACAUCGUUGCGACAACAUUCCCGAUUAAACUGCGUAGAAUUAAUGUUCGCUUUCGUAGCGAUAGUGAUGACGAUCGGUAGCGUCUAA
Molecule: messenger RNA, 1428 nt
Organism: Habropoda laboriosa
Lineage: Eukaryota; Metazoa; Arthropoda; Insecta; Hymenoptera; Apidae
Product: lachesin-like
Exons: 8
Cellular component (GO): neuron projection
Source: RefSeq, a predicted model, not a curated record